CAAAAUCUGCUGUUCUUUAAACCCGGCGCAGCUCGUAUCUCUCUGGUAUUCUCUCUCUCUCUCUCUCUCUCUAUCUCGAUCAAAACCCUAGCGAAGUCUCAUGUAAGCCCAGCUCGCUUUACCAAGUUACAAACUUUUUUCCUCUCGUACAGUUAUUGCAACGCUUUUCACCAGAAAUUCCAUACCUUCUUGUGUCCAUAUACCCUAGUUCCACUAAAUAAUCGUCGCAUCAAUUUUCCAAUCAACCAAACAAAAUCGCUUAUGAAAACCCAAAAAUCUAUUUCCUAUUUUGUUCCAAGCCCUAAAAUUCGCAGAUCCAGCGAGUUUUGGCAAUAAAUUUUCAGGGAAAAUUCUGUUUUUUCUCAUCAUCCGAACAUGGCCAAACAAAAUCUCUACUACCCAGUUCAAAUUUUGUUCCGAACCCUAAAAUUCGCUAACCCAACAACAAUUUUCCUGGAAUGUCUCUGAACACUGAAAUUUUCCGUUAUUCAAACAUCAUCAGACAAAACCCAGAACACCCAACUUGAGUUUUCCUUCAAAACAUGGAGAGUUCUCGGCCUUGCAAAUAUUGCAGGGAGAGAACUAUAGUCCCUGAUGAAGUCACCGGAAAUUUGGUCUGCGAGUCGUGUGGGGGUGUUCAAGAAUACGAAAAUUACCAAGCUCAUGUCGGCGGCAUAACAGGCCCUGCCGGCACUUAUGUUCGCACUGGCACUGCAGGGUCCGGCAGUGUCUAUAAUUAUAAAGAGACUAAAAUCUACGAAGCCAAAAAAUUGAUCGAGGAUUUCAUGUUUAGAUUAGGAAUUUCGGGUCCAAAAUCAAAUGAGGUCAAAGUUCUUGUAGAGACCAUUACUGAGGGAGAGUAUGGGACGGGUAAUUGGUUUCCGAUACUUGUAGGUGCUUGUGCUUAUGUUGUAAUGAGGAAAGACAAUAAAACGUUACCUCUGGUAGAAAUCUCGGCAGUAAUUGGACGUGAGAUUUAUGAAUUAGGUCGAAUGGUUGAUCGGGUUGUAAGUUUUGUAGAUUUGAAAUUGCCUGAGUUUGAUAUUGUGAAUUCGUUUGAACGGGCAAUUAGGACUUGCCCGAGUUUUAGUGAUGUUUCGGAGGAUAAAACGGGAAGGAUGGUGAAGCAGGGGAUAUUUUUGAUGAAUUGUUUGGUUAAGUGGUUUUUGACGACUGGGAGAAGGCCAAUGCCAGUCGUGGUGGCAGUGUUGGUGUUUGUUGCGGAAUUGAAUCAAGUUGAGGUCAAUAUUGAGGUCGUGGCGAAGGAAUUGCAUGUGGCAGUUGUUACAUGUCGUUUAAGGUAUAAAGAGCUUUUGGAGAGGCUAGUGAGAGUUGCAAAAUUGUUGCCAUGGGGGAAGGAUAUUACUGUUAAAAAUGUAGUGAAGAAUGCACCAUUUGUGAUUCAGUAUAUGGAGUUGAAGUCAAUGUCUAAGCGUGGUGAGAAGAGGAAGGCUUUGGAGGAUGGGGGGUUUGAUUUGGAUGAGUUGGUUGGUGACUGUUUGAGCAAUGAAACUGGAUAUCGUAUUGAUAGCUAUGGCACAAAAAUUGAUUCUCAGUAUUUUGAGUUAGAACAUUCUCCACAAUUGAGUGUUGAUGAUAUGGAGAAGUUUAAGAUUUCACAUGAAUGCUUGUACCUGAUUUAUUCGAAGUUCUUGAAUGAGUUUUCCAAUGCUAAGUCAACAAUAGAUGGUAAGGAUAAUAGAAGGAAAAGGAGUAGAGGGUAUGACUUCCUUGAGUGUACAGAGUGGUGGAAAGGCAAAUCAGAAUUGAGCAAAAAGCUUUUUCUUAAGCAAAUUUUGGAGAAAGAUGUAGGUUUGAAUGCCACGCCACCUUCAUUUGAUCGUGGAUGCUUAGCAUAUCAAAGGAGAAGAGAAAAGAUCAAGGCUGCAAAGCUGCGCAUUGAGAAGGUUAUGUGUCCAUCUAAUGCUGGGUGUGAUGGGCUUGAACUUGACCAUUUGGAAUCCACAUGCGCUGGGAAGAAAAAGCAAAGAAAAAUGCAAGUUGAAAUUGAUUGGGAAGAUUUUAUUAUUGAAGCCCUGCUGCUUCAUCAAGUGAAGGAGGAGGAAAUACAGAAAGGACAUUAUAAUGCCUUACUGGACUUGUAUGUCUUUGACUCUGGGAGUUGUGAAUAAGUGACAAGCUUCAAGCAUGGAAGGAGUUAAGCACCAUUGGAGGUUUUGGCAGAUGUUUGUUUAAACUCUUAUACAGAAGAAUUUUGACACUUUGUAACUUGACAUAAGAUUAUGUAUUUUUGUUACAAAAUAUUGGAUGUGCAUAAUUAUGUAUAUACUUACUUCUAAAUGUCAGCUAUUCCUCAAAAAU
Messenger RNA from Ilex paraguariensis (yerba mate), 2322 nucleotides. The record is from the annotation of a GenBank genome assembly. Lineage: Eukaryota; Viridiplantae; Streptophyta; Magnoliopsida; Aquifoliales; Aquifoliaceae.